AUGUCAAGGCCUGUUGAGAGAAUAGCAGAGAUCAAUGAUGGAAAAGAGCUUUGGAAGAUUGUUGUUAGGAUUCACCACCGAUGGAAAGUUGUCUCCAACAGCAAGGAACAUUUUAAAAUGAUCUUUGUUGACAAAUUGGGAGAUGAUAUUCAUGCUGUUGUUCCAGCACCGCAUGUGUCGGUUUUCACCGAAAAAUGCUUAUUAGGCCAUACUUAUACUGUAUCUAAUUUUAAGGUGGUGCCUUAUGUUCUGGCAUUCAGGGCAUCGGGACACAGAUAUAUGAUAAAGUUUACUGCUGGAACGUCUGUUCUUGAUGAAGACAAACAUGAGAUACCCCCGAAAUCGAUUUUAUUUACAAGUUUUUCAGACAUCAUAACAGGGAGGUUUGACAAACAUGUUCUGAUUCAUGUCGUUGGAAUGGUGGAUAGUAUUGGUUAUGCACAGACUGAGUCAGGUGCAAAGAAGCAGCAAAUUAGCAUGAUGUUGCGUGAUCACAGCAACAACAUGUUGAACUGUACUCUGUGGGAAUCAUACGCGGAUCAGUUCAUCAAGUUUAACAAAGUUAGGGUUGCUGCAUCACUACCUACAGUUGUGUUGCUUCAGUAUGCCAAAGUGAAGGAAGAAGGAAAGUAUCCUCUGUCUGUGACAAACACCUACAAUGUGACCCUUUUAUGUGUUGAUGCUGAUUUUCCGAUCAUGAAAGACUUUAUUGAUAGAAUGCCUGAGGAGAGCAAGGUAACCCUCUCUGACCAACUUGGAGGGAAUUCACAAUAUUCCUCCCAAAGUUCUGAAAAUCAACAGCUCACUCCUGUGCAAAAAUUGUUCUCAAAGGCUGUUGUUUUGCCUAUUGCUGAGAUUAUUCAACUUACGGAUGUUACAUUUUGCGCUACUGUCGCUACAACAAAAUUAUUAGUAGCAUCUCCGUUUGAAUGGUUCUAUCGUGCCUGCCAUAUGUGUCAAUCUAUAGCGCGCGGGGACAGCCCCCCCUUUGAGUGUGAAGCUGGUCAUGAAACCAUGGCUGAAGUCCUUAGGUUUUAG
This is a messenger RNA of Vicia villosa (hairy vetch), 1038 nucleotides long. RefSeq lists its product as uncharacterized. Lineage: Eukaryota; Viridiplantae; Streptophyta; Magnoliopsida; Fabales; Fabaceae. The record is from RefSeq and is a predicted model, not a curated record. The coding region runs from base 1 to 1038 and encodes 345 amino acids. The transcript has 7 exons.